Molecule: messenger RNA, 810 nt
Organism: Microthlaspi erraticum
Lineage: Eukaryota; Viridiplantae; Streptophyta; Magnoliopsida; Brassicales; Brassicaceae
Source: the annotation of a GenBank genome assembly
AUGCCUUUCCUUGACCACCUCCUCACCUACAAGAUCACGCUUACAACACUAGGCACCAAAGAGGAAGAAAGCUUAGUAUUGGAGGGCUCAUCACACCUAUCUUGUGUGCUGCUGGAAUGGGAGGUUCCAAUUCAAGUUCACACAUCCAUUGGUGGACCCUCCAAGCUUCUCCUGCCUAACCCAGAGCUCACCACAGUUGUAAGGGGUGAGAACAUUGACUUCAGACCCCCUGUGUACACAUUAGUUGGGCAUGAGGAUGAUUGCGAGAAGAGGAGCCUGAGCUCGAUCGAGCUGAGUCGAGCUGAGGGUCGAGCUGAGGAUCGAGCUGAAUAUCAGGUCCAGGGGAGCGCUGACUUGGGUGAGCCUGAGUGCUACUACUUUGAGGAGUAUGAGGCUCCAAGGAUGAACCCCUCUGUUGUGGCUGCUCACAAGAGGAUUGGACUUCUCCAAAAGUUCAACAAAUGGCAAGGGAAAGCCAUUGAGAAGAUGCAAAAGUCCAUGGACAAGAUGGUGAGCAAGAUCAAAAGUUUGGAGAAGAAGGUUUCUGGUUCUUCAAGCAAGAAGAAGUCCAAGGCCCCCACAUUCCCUAGGAGUAGGUCACUCCUCACCACCCAAAGAAGGCUCCCUGCCCAAGAGCCUCACAGAGCCUCUUCUUUCGAGCCAAGAGAAGGAGAGGACAACACGCAGAGAAGGAGGAAGAGUUCUAAGGCCAGACGCUCCAGCUCGACCACCGGACUCGAUCGAGUCCAAUCAGAGGAAACUCAACUCGAUCGAGCUGACGGUCGAGUUGACCUGGAGGAGCCUGUUUGA